Molecule: messenger RNA, 1467 nt
Organism: Paramuricea clavata
Lineage: Eukaryota; Metazoa; Cnidaria; Anthozoa; Malacalcyonacea; Plexauridae
Source: the annotation of a GenBank genome assembly
AUGGCUUCAUUACAUUUCAGAAAAACCAACCGUGACGUUAAGUUGUUCCAGUCCUAUCAAGGUAGAUGAGGGUGAUAAUGUCACAUGUGCAUGUAGAGGACAAGGUGGAAACCCUCCAGCCAAUGUAAUUUGGUACAAAGAUGGCGUCCAGUUUGGUAGAACCAGAAAAGAAGAACAGACAUUAAUCUCAGGAAUGUUAAUGGAACAGACACUGGAACGUACAAGUGUGUGGCCCAAAGUCUCACUCUAAUUAACGGACGAAGAAUACAUCAAAAUAAUUGUUUAUUGUAAGUAGAGUCAGUGGUAACUGUUUAGAACUUGUGAAUAUAUUUCAAAUAGUAAAAAUAUGCAUCAAAAAAGCUAAUUAUACCCUAUAUGAAUUGAACUCGCUUGGCUAUAUCAAUUCUUGCUGUUUGAAAAUUUAUAUAGAAUACAUAAAGGUAAAGCUUUCAAUCUGUAAGCCUGGAUGUUCAUUCAGUGCUAAUAAAAAGUUUAUCAUUUAUCAGCAUAUAAAGAGUUUGUAUCUUUACAGACGCUGUUCCACCUAGAGUAAUAAGCCUUACAUCGACUCCAGAAAAUGUCGUACUUGGUGAACCAGUCGUGAUAACGUGUGAAGCAAUAGCUGUGCCUUUACCAAGUUAUACCAUAAUCCAUAACGAUACUGAGGUCGUCAGUACUCACAAUACACAUAUUAUAACUGUUUUGAAAUACAGAGAUGCUGGGUCGUAUAAAUGUAUUGCCACAAGUAUACUUGGAAAUAGUUCAAUUCAGCUUGUCUGUCACAGGUAAUCAUAUACGAUCUUUGCUAUGAUUGCAUUACCUUUUAAAAAGUGAUGUAAACUAUAGUGCAUCAAGCUUAAUAUGUAACUAUAGGCAAAUCAGAGAGCGGACUCUUAACAAUGUGAUUUCAUUUUCAGUAACACCAACAACGACUACUCCAACUACAAAGGAUUUCGGAACAGGUAAAGUCGUUUUCUUAUCCUAACAUGGUUCCAGAUAGUAUAAUAUUUGUGUUAUGUUUAAUUUUUUGGGACGCCCAUGCAGUAUACGGUACAUAGAACCAGAUGGUUUAGGGAAUUGGUAAACCCAUCUAUGUGACUGUGUUCUUAAUUUUCAGGAAAAACAGCUUUAGAAAAAUGUAAUCGUAGUGGAACUGUAUGGUAUAUGGUUGUGGUAAUACUGGUGUCUGGGAUUAUCAUUGGAAUUCUUCUUUGCUACAUUGUCUUGUGUUUCCGUCGUAAAUUUAGAAGUAGGAAACCUCAAUCAAACCCUGAACCAAAGGCAACUGAAGUUGAUACAACUUCUCAAGAGCUUGAUCUUUCAAAAAUGAACACAGAAGACAAUUAUCAAUCGUUGAGAAACAGAGGACCUCAAUCAAACCCUGAACCAAAGGCAACUGAAGUUGAUACAACUUAUCAAGAGCUUGAUCUUUCAAAAAUGAACACAGAAGAUAAUUAUCAAGAGUGA